ACGAAGAAGAAGAAGUCUAAAAAAUUUGUCUGUCACUUGAUUUUUCUUAUUUAGUCAAUUAUACCUUUUUCUUUUUUCGCCCAGCUUUGGCCGGUAAUGAGUGCGAAUUUGUUACAUAUUCGCAAUUGAACAUCUCUAUCAACUUAGCUUCAAUUAGGCGUUAAUAAAAGACAAAGUUAUUGAUCAAAGUGCACACGAUAUUCGGUACACAAUGCGUUCGCGAAGCGCUAUCUGCUCUGUAGCCCUAAUUGCGGUUUUGUUGUUCCUGUCAAAUUGUGUCAAUGCCCUAUAUGAGGACCAAAUAAAGAAAUUUGAUUGGAGAGUUCAACACAUUGGAGCUCUUCGACAGGCCCAAUUGGAAUUGAAUUCGCUUAGCCCGCGUUUGUUGGUUAGUACGCAUGAAAAUGUUGUGGCUGUAUUGGAGCCAAAAACAGGAAAAAUAUUGUGGCGGCAAGUGCUCGAGAACUCCCCGCGCGGUGAGUUGAAAUUAAUGCAAGUGGGAACUUCCUCGGUGAAUAUAAAUGAACCAGAGAGCACAGCUGCAGCGCCCACCAAUUCAAAGCAUGGCUUCGAUGCACUCACCGUGCAAGGUCAUGCACCUGCUUUGGUGCGUGGCUGGAAUGUAGCCAACGGAAAUUUAGAGUGGGAGUGGUCCUUGAUGCCCUUACAGUCAGAUCGUGCAGAGUCGGCAUUUUGGUUUUAUAAGAACGGUUUACUGUAUCAUGUUAUCCCCACAUGGCGCAGUCACAUUGAAGUGACUCCUUAUUUUGCAACUACUGGCCAUGCUACAGAGACAACCGGUAGAAUAUCCGCUGCAUGGAUUAAUGCCGACAAAUGUGUACUAAGUGGUGUUUAUUACACCUGUUUGGAUGGCAACCAGUUAAUUGGGCUAGAUUUGACAGCAAGCCAACCGCAGGUACUGCGAAAAACUCUAGCGGAAAUUCCGAAAGACAAACUACGCGCUGUCGAGGCUAUAAGCGGCGCAUAUGUGAUUGAUAACACACUAGUCAGCAUACAUGAAGCCACUGCUGUUUGUAAUAAUUACAGAAGCAAUAGCUUCUUAUUAGGAAAAUUCCAACAGCGACGCGUUUUAGCACAAGCUGAUGUCGUUAACGGUGUUUUACAAAUUCGGGGACACUAUGUGGAUAGCUGUGAGCCAGUGCCAAAGAUGACAAUCAAUAUGGUCUAUCCAGAUUACUAUGGCACUCCAACGCUGAAAACUUUCGCCUGUACAUCGAAAGAUGAAGGUUGCUUGUAUGUGCUGGCCACAGAAGAUGAGGCUAUUUUGGCUGUGCAACAGGGGAAACUACGCUGGGUGCGUCAGGAGUCCUUGGCGAACAUAGUGGCAAGCGAAUUCAUUGAUUUACCGCUGGCUGAUGCGGAAGGCACCUUGGAGAAUGAAAUGAAAGGCAAUACUGAGGAUGCAAGGGGAUUUGAAAGUGAUAUUACCGGCGCCCUUUUGCGCCGCAUCGCUACACAAGCAAUGCAGAUGAAAAGCAUUUUCCUGCAUGUCAUCGGUUUGGGUCAACCACCUAGUGACUCGCAAAAAGCCGGUCUAGUACGAGACUCCUUUGGAUUGCACAAAAUGAUGGUUGUGUUGACACGUAGUGGCAAAAUCUUUGGCAUAGACAACAUAAAUGGUAAACAUCAUUGGCAACAGUAUUUGCGAGAUGUGGAAAAUUUUGUAAAUCAGGAGCCAAUGCGUUUGCUAGUACAGCGCACAUCCAAACACUUCCCACUGCAGCCACUCUGCACUGUUGUUGCUAAGGAUAAGUCAACGGGCAAUGGCAUGCUCUUUCGCUUCAAUCCUAUUAAUGGUAAACAUUCCGAAGGUGGCCUACUGAAGCUAAAUUACAAAAUUAAGCAAUUAACGUUGCUCGCUGAAUCGGAAAAGGACUCUAUAAAAGGAUUAUUGCUACUCGAUUCUCAAAACAAUGUCGCCGUGUAUCCGCAAUACGUGCAAGAAAUGGCACAUGGAAUGUACUUGUUUACAGCGGACAAAGCGACUGCAACACUUGAUGGUUUCUAUGUACAAUUUAUUGAUGGCGCUUUGAGUUGUCUACCGAUUUGGAAUGUACGCCUUGAUGGCCAUAACGAAGACCACCAGCUAAUUGCUGUAGCUGCCAAAAACCCCUUAGAGCAUGUGCACUCACAAGGACGUGUGCUGGGUGAUCGUUCGGUGCUUUACAAGUAUAUCAAUCCAAAUUUGGUGGCUGUAGUAACACAAGCCCCCGAUCCUGUGCACAAAUACCUGCUGAACAUCUAUCUUAUCGAUGCUGUUUCUGGCUUGAUUGUUUUCUCCAUGACACAUCGCCGGGCGCGCGUGCCGCUGCACAUUGUCCAUUCGGAAAAUUGGCUCGUAUAUUCGUACUAUAACGACAAAGUGCGACGCACUGAAUUAACAACAAUUGAAUUAUAUGAAGGUAAAACGCAGGCCAACAGCACUGUCUGGAGCUCACUGAAUGCACCACCAAUGCCUAUGGUUGAACGUCAAUCCUACAUUGUGCCCACUAUUGUGGAGUCGAUGCGUGAAACUAUUACCGAGCGUGGCAUUACAAAUAAGCAUGUGUUGAUCGGUACGGCGAGUGGUGCCAUUGUUGAAAUGCCUUGGAUUCUACUCGAUCCACGUCGCCCGAUCACAUCGAACACACAGGGCCGUGAAGAGGGUGCAAUACCUUACAUACCGGAAUUGCCAUUGCCAACAGAAAAUAUUAUCAACUACAAUCAGACAAUUGCACGCUUAAGUAAUAUCUUCACUGCACCUAGCGGAUUGGAAAGCACAUGCUUGGUUUUGGCGACUGGUUUAGAUAUGUUCGUUACCCGCGUUGCUCCAUCGAAAACAUUUGAUUUGCUUAAAGAAGAUUUUGACUAUAUUUUAAUUACUGUUGUGUUAUUGGCCCUAACAAGCGGUUCAUUAGUGGUGAAACAUUUGGCUUCACGCAAACUCUUGAAGCAGGCCUGGAAAUAAAUUAAGUUGUUUAGCGUGCAGGGAUCUAAAUGCAACAAUGCUGCAUCGUAAUAAGUUAGCGACUUUAAUCAAUCAAAUUUAAUAUCUAUAGACAAUUGAAGGUAUAGCAUUAAUGAUAUACCAAAAACAAAUUUAGUGAAAUAAUACAAAAUCUAAAAAUGAAGUGAUGACUACUGUUAUAUUCUUGUUUCUUGCUUAGUAUGUUUAUUUCAUUGACUUUAGUUAUAUUUAUUCUGUUUUUAUACUCUAAAGCGAAAAAUUUAAUAUGUAUAAAGCGGGUGAAUAGUACACAAAUAAAUAAAGUAUUUAAUUGUAUUUCCUAUAAUAGAAAAA
Messenger RNA from Anastrepha ludens (Mexican fruit fly), 3301 nucleotides. RefSeq names its product ER membrane protein complex subunit 1 (gene EMC1). Gene Ontology annotation, biological process: protein folding in endoplasmic reticulum. The record is from RefSeq and is a predicted model, not a curated record. The transcript has 13 exons. Lineage: Eukaryota; Metazoa; Arthropoda; Insecta; Diptera; Tephritidae. Gene Ontology annotation, cellular component: EMC complex. Bases 212 to 2968 code for a protein of 918 amino acids.